GCAGGUUCAUUAAACUUUAUUGACAACAAGCUCGGUAAACACGGAAGAAGAUGGCAGGAGCUGAGAGAGCAGGACUGAGCUUGUUAUUAAUGUUCUCUUAGGACAUGUGAAGUCAACAUCCCUACAGUCCAGAAGUAUGUGAAGUUAAGCUGAAAUAAGUGAAAAUGUACAGAGAAAGAAAACUUCAGCGCCACGACCCUUCUACUUCAUCAGAGACUAAUGACAGUGAAGUGGCAUCAUCUUCUGACACAUUAUCUUCUUCCCAAAAUGGGUUAAAGACAAAGACUAAUUUCCCGUUUUGCCUAUUGCCUGUUGAUUGCCAACUCCACAUUUUUUCAUUCCUCUCCGAGGUUGAGAAAUGCACCGCUGCACUGGUUUGUUCAAACUGGAGCAAACUGAUGCGCACUCCUCGUUUGUGGAGAGUCGCUGACUUCAUGAGGUUGGGCGCUUUUAUCUCUGGUAUGGAUGGUGUGUUGGCAUCGUUUCGGGAGUUUGAGAGGUGGAAAGAGUGGGUGCACCAAUAUGCCUACCAUUUGGCAUCCCGUGGAGCCAGCUUGCUGGUUCUCCGGGCCAGCUUUGAUCUUGGUGACCAAAGGACCAAGUGGGCAGAUUUCCUUCUGCAGUUCCUGGACAAAGUUCAUUGUGGAGAAUUAAGAGAGCUGGAGCUGAACUGGACUUUAACACACUUGGAGCCUUUGGAUUUGUAUCCUCCUGAGAGCAUGGCCCAAAUAUGCAUGGCAAAGACAGACCAGUUCAAUAGUUUUCAGACACUUUUUAAGCAGCUAACCCGAACUUCUCCAAAACUGAGCCGCAUGAAACUCCCUUUUGAUUGGUCAGAGCAUUCAGUUUCUCUCCUCACACAUUUCCAACAUCUGAGCACAUUGGAGUUAAACUACUUCUGGGUAUUCAAAGGGGUCCAACCAGAGACUAUGCAAAAACUUACAAGGUCUCUUCCAAAGUUAAAGACUUUGAUCCUUCAGAUUUUGGUCCCGGUGAAGGACCUUGGAGUCUCCUAUCCCCUGGAAUCCAAGUCUUUGGAGUUUUUAGAUGUCUCUCAGAGCCGUGGACUUGUCUUUAACCAUCUAGAUUUACCUUCCCUUAAAGAACUCCGGGUGAAGAAAACUAUUAGGGGUAUCAUUCUAAAUCGCAGAACCCGUGUGGCGCUCCAGACUCGCUGGACAUGUUUGUAUGACCUUUUAAAAUCUGGGACCCCUAAACUUCAGGUAUUCAACUCCCACAGAUUAUUACCUUGCUGGCCAACACAGAGUUACCUUGAGCUCAGUGAAGUUUUGCUGCAGUCCUGUUACUGCAUUCAGCACACUGACACGUGGCUCCUAUAACGACCUGUUUAACUCCUGGGAUUUGAAGGAAAAAAGACUACACUUACCUUUUAUAGAUUUUAGGCACAGAGUGAAUGGUUGAACCAUUUAUUAAAGCAGACAAAGCUGAGCAGGAUUUUUUGUGCAUGGUAUAUGUUAUAAACCUUUCUUGAUUUGCCUGUGCAGUAACUGUGUUAACACAGCAUUACCACCACAACUUUCUAUAAUCUUGAGCCCAUUCCCAAGGCUAAAUGCAGUGGUUUUAUCAUGGCCCAAAAUUCACAAUUUCCAGUAGAAUAUAAGUAUAUUCAUUAUAGUGGUCACUGCAAAUGCAGACUCGGCACUGUGCUGUCACAAAUGACCCCCUACCAAAUGAAUGGCAGCCAAUAGUCCCUCCACCAUGUUAGCUAAAUAAAGUGUCCUGAGUCGAGCAUA
Molecule: messenger RNA, 1754 nt
Organism: Pelobates fuscus (common spadefoot toad)
Lineage: Eukaryota; Metazoa; Chordata; Amphibia; Anura; Pelobatidae
Exons: 2
Coding region: 165-1340 (391 amino acids)
Biological process (GO): protein polyubiquitination; SCF-dependent proteasomal ubiquitin-dependent protein catabolic process
Cellular component (GO): SCF ubiquitin ligase complex
Molecular function (GO): protein binding
Source: RefSeq, a predicted model, not a curated record